AUGGUGGUUUCUAUCAAACAACAAAUUCUUCUCGUCCUAUCAUUAUUGAUCAUGAUGUUUAGUUUACUUGCUGGAGUGGUGAAUGGUCAACUCUAUGCAAAUAGUAUCAUGUUUUCAAAAGUCGUACAUCCAAAAUCUUCAAUAGAAAAAGAACAAUUAAUGAUCAUUGUUGGAGAAGUGACUGAUACAACAGUAAGAAUUCUAUAUGAAUGGGCUCCGCUAUAUUCCGUCAAAGAUGUUUCACCUGAUUUAGAUGACUUGAAUCUUUAUUUAGAUGUAAAGAAAAGAAUUGACAGCAUCCUAGGUUCAAAAAAUGUUAAAAUGUACAAAAACACAAAGAACGAUUUUGAGUUUAUUUAUUUAAUGAUGACAGAGCAAGAGAGAUUGGAAUGGACUAGAAAGCAUACAAGCCAAUGGAAAAUUGUUUUGAGAAAGACAGAAACAAGAACUGUGGUAAAUGGAAAGGAUAUUAUUGGACAAGUCGUAGAAAUUAGAGACAGAGAAGGACCUAAAGUUUUGCAAUUUGAUUCUCUCACGCCCAAUACUUGCUACACUGUAGAAUUUGUGCGACUAGAUGGAAACAUUGAAGAUAAUGAAGAAUAUGCGACAUUUUGCACAGUGUCCACAGAUCCAUUUUCUCUUACUUCAAAUAUUAGGAUUAGUGCAAUGAGUUGUAAUCGAUUAUUUGAAGACCACGAUACAACCACCUACGAUGAAUUCUUCAUUGAGCAUCAGGAUAGUUUGUGGGAUUUUGUAAUUCACAUGGGAGAUCAAGUGUAUGCAGAUUGGGUCUAUCAUGAGUAUUUCAAAAAGAUUAAUCCACAAGCUUCUUUUGACGAUUUGCUGAAUGCAUUUAGAUACGUGUACCGAAAUACAUGGAAAAUUCAUGCUGUUCAACGAAUGUUAAGACAUGGUUCUCAUUUAAUGAUUCCGGACGAUCAUGAUAUCAUUAACAAUUUGGAUUCUUGGAUGCUCACUAAGGAAUCUGAUGAAGCUAUGAAAAGAAUGGUUUUAGCUGGAAAGGAAGCAUUCUACGAAUAUCAAUAUCAGCUUUUAAAAGAUGUAUUAAUUGGCUCUAAAAAACAAGAACUUGUGAGCAAUAGUUCUGUUUACUACUUUAGAGAUCUUGGAUUUGCAUGUCUUGCUUUGUUGGAUCUUCGAUUUGAAAGGACCUUUAACAAUGAUCCAGAAAGUCCACUAUUUGGAACCAAACAACUCAAUGACCUGAAACAAUUUCUCAGUCGGUGCAUGAACAAUGAGAAUAGGUCAAUCAAAAUCAAGAGAGCCCUUAUUUUCACGUCCAUUCCACUUCUUUUCUUUGGAGAGGGGUUUUCUAAAGUUAUCUACACUGCAGAGCGAGAAAGAUAUUCGACUCAUCAAGAUUUCAAGCAGGAUGUGACUAAAUUUCUCGAUUAUUUAGACAACACCUAUGGAACUUAUCGAAUUGUGUUUGUGGCAGGAGAUAUCCAUCAAUUUUUAAUGACACGCAUCUGUAAAUCCCAAGAACAUUGCUUUGAGCAAAUGAUUACAAGCGGAAUGACUAUACAGUCCACUGUGGGUGCAGAGCUCAAAAUAAUAUUUGCCAAUCUGAUAGACAGAUUCUUUUUUUCAGCUCCAUCUUUGGGAGAUUGGCAAUUAUUACGAAAAACCAAUUUAGAGGAUAUUUCUACCCUUCAACAUUCUAUUAGAAGAAAUUAUGGAAUUAUUGAAAUGAAGCCAGAUGGAAAUGUUGCAUUCAUGAGAGGAGUACAAUCAAAAUAUGCCAGCAGAAGAGAAAUUUAUGUUCAAGACUACAUGUUUGACCGUGGAUCUAUUUACUUAAUUUUAACACUAUUUUUCCUCUCAGGAAUUGUAUUUCCAAUUUCAAUGACUGUUUUUAUAUUCAGAAUUAUAAGAUUCUUGUUUGUAUGGUGUUGGAAAAAACAGAAAAAGGAAUAG
This is a messenger RNA of Naegleria fowleri, 1938 nucleotides long. RefSeq lists its product as uncharacterized. The coding region runs from base 1 to 1938 and encodes 645 amino acids. NCBI's taxonomy places the organism in Eukaryota, Heterolobosea, Eutetramitea, Acrasida, Naegleriidae. The record is from RefSeq and is a predicted model, not a curated record. The transcript is spliced from 2 exons.